Recurvomyces mirabilis is the source of this 915-nucleotide messenger RNA. RefSeq names its product mitochondrial ornithine carrier protein (gene ORT1). NCBI's taxonomy places the organism in Eukaryota, Fungi, Ascomycota, Dothideomycetes, Mycosphaerellales, Teratosphaeriaceae. Gene Ontology annotation, cellular component: mitochondrion. The record is from RefSeq and is a predicted model, not a curated record. The transcript has 2 exons. Gene Ontology annotation, molecular function: L-ornithine transmembrane transporter activity. The coding region runs from base 1 to 915 and encodes 304 amino acids. Gene Ontology annotation, biological process: mitochondrial L-ornithine transmembrane transport.
AUGGCAACUACGGCCAAGCCCGGCCGACCUUUCGGCACACCGAUCAAUCCGACCACCACCAGCACGCCCAUAGCAGCCAAGACCCAGGAAGCAAGCAAUGCCCUCCGAGACAUCACCUCCGGCAUCAUCGGCGGCAUCGUGAGCAAGGUCGUGGAGUACCCCUUCGACACCAUCAAAGUCCGACUUCAGUCUAUGCCAGAUCACCUGCCACUCCAAUACGAAGGCCCACUAGACUGUAUAAGACAAACUUUCGCGAAAGAAGGAUUGCGAGGCUUCUAUAGGGGAAUCAGUGCACCCUUGGCUGGAGCGGCGGCAGAAAAUGCCAGUCUUUUCUGGAGUUACGAGGUCGCCAAGGAUUUCAUUCGUGGCUCUGGAGUCGUGGCUGCUCAGAGCGACGCUUCUGCGGAUGAUCUGCCGUUGGGUGCAAAGGUGACAGCGGGCAUGGUCUCCGGAGCCGUGACGUCAAUCAUCUUGACGCCAAUCGAACUGGUGAAAUGCCGCAUGCAAGCCCCGCCAGACAUUGCCAAAGCCACGAUGCCACCCGCAGAACAAAGCCCACUUAGGAUGAUCUCGACCAUCUACCGCACUACUGGUCUCCUCGGCUUCUGGCGCGGACACCUCGGCACCUUCUUUCGCGAGACCGGCGGCACGGCAGCCUGGUUCGGUGGCAACGAAGCACUACUCCUCUACUUUCGUCACCAGAAUGCUGUCCAACAGGGCCGUACUUCAAUCGCCGAUAUUCAGCCUCUCCUAUGGCAACAGCUCGUCUCUGGUGCCCUAGCAGGCCCGACACCAUCAAAAGCAAGAUACAGGUCGACUCCUCCAACGGUCGUUCAUCACAACGUUUCUGGACCGUGGGAAGGGAUAUUUGGCGUGCACAUGGGUUGCGAGGACUGUAUAGAGGAUGCGGGCUGA